Messenger RNA from Papaver somniferum (opium poppy), 1815 nucleotides. RefSeq names its product ankyrin-3-like. The transcript is spliced from 12 exons. The coding region runs from base 131 to 1495 and encodes 454 amino acids. Gene Ontology annotation, molecular function: protein binding. The record is from RefSeq and is a predicted model, not a curated record. NCBI's taxonomy places the organism in Eukaryota, Viridiplantae, Streptophyta, Magnoliopsida, Ranunculales, Papaveraceae.
CUCCCAACCGCUUGACUGACUUGUCAAGUCCUUGGCGCGCCUUUUAUCAAACCCACUCUUCCAUCUUCCCCAAAACCCUCUUCUCAUCCAAACAAGAAAAAAAAAUCCCUCCUUUUCUCACUGUGUGACAAUGAAUCCGAGACAAAGGACACAGCUUCUCAGUGCUGCUUAUGACGGCAAACUCGAACAACUCAAAAGAUUUGCAUCUGAACUAGACGAGGUAACUGGAGAUGGAAUUUCAACAAUACUUGGGAAUACUAAAGAUGGAAACGGAAGGAGAGCUAUUCAUCAUGCUGCUUCCGGAGGAAAACUGGAUGUUCUCAAGUACUUGAUUGAAGAAAUCAAACUGGAUGUUGAUGUGAAAGAUGGGAGAGUAAGUACGAGCCUGAGUUGUGAUACACUUUGUGUUGACGUGGCUGCCGUGGAAUAUCUUCUUCAAAUGGGUGCGAAUCCUGAAAUACGAAAUGAGAGAAAUAUGAAUUCUUUGCAUCAUGCCGCUAUGCAAGGGCAUAAGGAUAUCACACCCUUGUUACUUUCAAAAGGUAUCAAUGUGGAUGAUACUGAUGAUUUUGGCUCAGCGCUACGAUAUGCUGCUGGUGGUGACAAACACGAUACUCUUAAAGUUCUUCUAGAUCAUGGGGCGAAUCCUAAUUUGGUCUUCCAUGAGACAUUUACUCCACUUCAGGCAUCCAUCGAAGGCCUUUCUUCGCGGUGUGCAGAGCAAUUACUGAAGGCAGGUGCUGAUCCAAAUGGUGGACCAGAUGGAGUAAGAGCUCUGCUACUUGCAGCUGAAGUGGGGGCAACAACAGAAAUCAUCGAGGAAAUGGUUGAUGCUGGUGCUGCUGAUCCAAAAUUUAAAAAUUUAAAUUUCUUAACAGGGGCAACACAAAUCGUCAAGCUACUGGUUGAAGCUGGUGCAGAUCCAAAUGUUACGAAUUCACGCGGACUAAAGCCAGUAGAAAUUGCAGCUGCUAACGGUAAUCGUCGAGGUGUUGAGAUUCUUUUUCCUGUGACUUCUCCUAUGCCAUCAUAUAUUGACUGGAGCAUAAAUGGAAUAAUGAAGCGUGUAAAUUCUGAGAAGUUCCAAAAAAAGCUGAUGACUUCUAAAGCAAAGCAGCAUUUUCUUGAGGCAAAAUCAAAGGGAACAAGUGCAUUUGAAAGGAAGGAGUAUUGGCUGGCAGUAUAUUGGUAUACAGAGGCCCUCAAUAUCAAAUCUGGUGAUGCAGCUGUACUAUCCAACAGGAGUUUGUGCUAUGUGUGCUUAAACAAAGGAGAUCUUGCUUUUGAAGAUGCUCGUCAAUGCACGUUGGAAAGACCAGACUGGCCUAAGGCGUUUUACAGGGCAGGCGAAGCACUCAAACUGCUGAAUAGGCUUGAUGAUGCUGCAGAUGCUUUUUUCAAUGGUUUGAAACUGGAUCCUAAAAAUAAAGAACUUGAGGAUGCAUUCAGGGAGGUGACUUUAGACAGGUUGAAGGCCAUGAAUGUCCCACUUUAGAUAGGAAGACUGGGUUUAUGCCUAACAUUCUGAAUCCUUUUUCUGGUAGAAGUUUCUUGUCAGGUUCUGUAAAAAGUUAGAAACUUGCCAACGUAGCUCUUGAAACAUCUAGCUAGUCUUCUUAUGUAUGUAUUGCCAACUUUAUUGUGCUGUAAGGUUCUUAGUAUCAUAACAAUUGUGUAGGUUUGCUUAAUUCUAUCAAACGCUAUAAAAUGCGUUCUUUUGGAUUGGUAGUUGCAUAAAUUGUAGCUUACUACUCAUUUUUGAAAGCUUGUUCAGAGGCUUUUCUAGUAUGAACAAUGAAACUUGAGCUUUGGUAA